Molecule: messenger RNA, 4758 nt
Organism: Penicillium soppii
Lineage: Eukaryota; Fungi; Ascomycota; Eurotiomycetes; Eurotiales; Aspergillaceae
Product: CORVET complex membrane-binding subunit VPS8
Exons: 2
Coding region: 1-4758 (1585 amino acids)
Biological process (GO): endosomal vesicle fusion; protein targeting to vacuole
Cellular component (GO): HOPS complex; late endosome
Molecular function (GO): protein binding
Source: RefSeq, a predicted model, not a curated record
AUGGCUGAGGGCAGUGAGGGUUGGUCGCGCGAGGAUGAGCUUGACCUAGGCCAGGAAAAUGAUCACCAGCAACCCGAUCAACCCGACCAACCCGCCCUCGACCACACAUUACCUUCCCCGCAUGAAUUGGUGGAAGAGGAAUUGGACACGAUAGACAAUACAGAGGACAAUGAUUCUGAGCGAACGGUGGAACCCAAACAUUCCUACCUCCUCGAAACACCCCCGCUGCGAAAUACAAACUGGGCCGCGACCGGGAGCGUGGAUGGGACAGGGUCAAAUCCAGAUGAUUCCCCGUCCUUACAUGUGAGUAGUACAAUUGGCGCGCAACCAAGACCGCUAUCUGAUCGAUUACAGGGCUCCGUUCCGUCUUCACUGAGCAGCAGCGCGCUCGCUUUCCGAAGCUCCCCCGGAAUCAGUCCAAGUCCGGCCCGCCGGCCUUUUGAUCUUCGCUUCCAGUCCCGCCUGUCUUCAUCCCCGCAGAGUGUAUCUCGAGCUGGCUCGCCAUUCCUGGCGCAUCUUCACUCCCGACAGUCCUCAUUUACCAGUCAAGUUUCGCCGACACCAGAAACAGAAGCCGAUCCGGUGCAGGGGCCUUGGGAUGUGGUGCGAUGGACAAAGCUGCGGAAGAUCACUGGGCAGGCGUUUUCAGAAAUCGGGAAGCGCAAUUUCGGGCGGCCGACUUGCCUCGCAGUUUCCACGUCGAUUGUGAUAGGUACAUCUAAAGGAAUCAUUUUGGUGUUCGAUUAUCAGCAGAGCCUGAAGACCAUUAUCGGAACAGGAACCCACGCUGUUGAAUGCGGGGCUGUGAGCACUCUGGCGCUCUCUGCAGACCAUUCUACGAUUGCAGGGGGCCAUGAGUCUGGUGACAUCUUCACCUGGGAGAUCUCCCGCUCAGCAAAGCCUUUUCUUCACAUUCCGCCCAUCCCGGCUAAUCAAGUAGAAACUCGAGCGUCUGAUGGCCAUCUUUCAGGAUCUACGGUCAUCCACAUAGGAUUCCUCGGUACCAGACGCACCGCGCUUGUGUCGGCUGAUACACGUGGCAUGGCUUUUUCCCAUCUGGCAACAAGAGGCAUGGGCGCUGUGGGGCGAACGGUCAAGACGAUCCGAAUCCUGGGUCGAUACCCUCAGACGACAGUGGAGACCAAACGGCGAAAGCCCAGCUCGGUCCUUGCUUUCUCGCCCCUACCUCUCGGCAAUGUAGAACAAUCCACUGAUUCGUUGGGUCUGGUUGCCAUGCUGACACCUUACCUUUUGGUCAUUGUAUCCACCACACCUGUGGCUCAAACACAGCACAAAGCUCCCCGACCAAAAGAAGUCCCGGCUCAUAGCGCUAUGACCGGUGCCCUGGCGUGGUUCCCAGCUAUCCGGCUCAAGGGCAAAGACUCCCAGACUUCGAACACAAAGCUUGUUUACUGCUGGUCAAAUGUAUUGACUGUGCUGGAAGUCACGGAAGCUGAGUCGGACGAGCCUGCGGACAAAGAAAAGCCUCCCAGUCUUGCUUUCAGGGCACGCAGCAGGUGGAGGGCAGACGAAGCCAUUGUGGCUGUUCAAUGGCUGAGUCGCUCGGUGCUUGCGGUAUUCACAAUCACCCAGCAGCUUCUGAUCAUUGAAGAUUAUUCCAUGCAUGUGACCGACUCACUCGAUCUUGCCAACAGACACAUCUACCACACGGAUUUGUUCUCGUCACAGCUCCAUUCACUGGUUGAGCAGCUUGACGAGGAAGACGACUCAAUGCAUGGGGUAAUAGCUGAUGCGUUCCACAUGAGUUUCCGGUCCUAUAAAGGACGUUUAUUCCUGCUUGGCUAUAACGAGGCUUUGGUGGGCAAUCUAUCCAAUUGGGCCGACCGACUGCUCGCUCUUAUGGAGGCAGGCGAUUUCAUUGCAGCAAUUCGACUAGCGACCUCAUACUACACGGGCAAUGCGGAGAAGCUGACGGUUGGGCUUCCCGAGGAGGAUGAUUUAAGACAACCAGUUGUCCAAGACAAGCUUCUUGAAAUGAUUUCCGCGUCCUUGAAGUAUGCUUUUGGUCGCAAUUCUGAAGCCAGCAAUGGCCGGCUUGAGAAUCAGCAACUAGAGGAACUAGCGGAAGUGUCCAUCGCGGCCUGCAUCCACAUGUCUGACGAAGAGUUCCUCUGGGAGGAGGUUUUCAACUGGUACGAGGAGCAAGAAUCUCCAGGAGUAUUCCUCGAUGCCCUUGAGCCCCGUAUUGUUGAUGGGACUCUGAGAUCACUGCCUCCCACGGCAGUCAAAGCCUUGAUAAACCAUUUCAUUGGAACCCAUUCGGCUGGCCGCUUGGAGGAGAUCAUCUGCCUACUUGAUACAACCACGAUGGAUAUUGACCAGGUGACCACGCUGUGCAAGCAACAUAACCUGUAUGAUGCUUUUAUAUAUGUCUGGAACCGCUGUCUGAUGGAUUAUGUCGGGCCAUUGGAAGAGCUUAUUGGCCUCAUUCCAUCUCAAACUGAACCUUUGGUAAAUGGUGAGUAUGCGAUUGAGAUGAGACGACAGAACAAUGCGAUGAAGAUGUUUCCCUAUCUUUCAUUCAUUUUGACCGGUCGCAUCUAUCCCACUGGGGACGAUAUGGUUGGGGCUGAAGCCUCGCGAGUGAAAACAGAUGUGUACCAAUACAUGUUCUCAGGACGUGGCUCCAGUGCUUCUCGUGGGGACCCUGAAACAGAUUCGUUCUCUGCACUUCGAGCGAUGCUCAAGUUCGAUUCAUCUAGCUUCAUGAGUAUGCUCAACGAGGCCUUCGAAGACAGUUUCUUGAACGAACCCGACAGCGAAGAUGUGCCCACUCCAGGCAUGUCGAUCAAUCGACAAUAUCUGAUUAGCAUUUUGCUUCAAGUCAUGUCCGACUCAUUCUUCACGCCUUUCGACACCAUUUACCUGGAUAUGUUUGUUGCGCGCAAUCUGCCCAAAUACCCCCAGUACAUUCUCCUUUCCGGCACGACCCUUCAUCAGGUUUUGGUUCGUAUAUGUCAAUAUCCCGAGCAGGAAAUGGCAGAAGAUUGCGAGCUGAGCGCAGAGUAUUUGCUGUCUUUGUAUCACCCUCCCGACAUACAGAGCAUGAUCCCUCUCUUCAAGGAGGCGCGCUUUUUCCGCGUUUUGAAGUCGACUUACCGCUCCGAAAAACAGUACGCUGAGCUGGUCACGACUUACUUGGAAGAUCCGAAUGACCGUGAAGCUAUCUUCACCUGCUUGCAUGAUUGUCUACGUGUUGGAUCGGGGCUCGGCAAGAAGCAGAGAAGAGAUGUUAUUGGCAUUGUUGAGAAACAUGCUCGCGAGAUCGCCGCAAUCGAUGUGACGCAGACGGCCCGGGCGAUGCAAGAGUUGGCCGCGGAAACCCACUCCACCUUCUUGCGUGUUUUGGAAGAAGAUCCUCAGAAGCAAUACCAAUACUUGCUGGUUUUGGUUGAGCCGCAUGCCCAAACACCUGAAGGCCGAUCCCCGCCGACUGUAGAGAACUGGAUGAUCGAGCGUUACGUGCAGCUUCUGUGCAAGUAUAAUCCUUCCCAUGUGGCGGAAUUCGUGGAUGGCCUGCGAGUGGGCGAUAUCCACUUGGAAGAAUUGCUGCCGUUCAUCGAAGAGAGUGGAGCCAUUGAUGCUGCCGUUAUUCUCCUCGCCCGACAGGGCCAAGUCCGCGAGGCCCUCGACCGUCUUGUCGCACAUUUAAGUACCCUGGAGUCAGGGCUGGUAGGUAUCCUCCAAAGUGUGCGCGACAGUCCCGACUCAGCCAGCACUGCCGAGGCAAUCGAGGACCUAAUUGAAUCUCUCAAAAAGUACGCAGGUGUUGGAACUUGGCUCUGCCAGGGUCAAAGCAAGACGGCCAACCAGUCGCGUACGGGCAGCUCAAACGGCAAACGAAAUUCGCCGGCGCUCGAUCAGCCGCUCGCCUUCGACGAAACCCUCUGGCUUGAUCACAUCGAAGCCGUAGUCCGCAUCGCUAGCAAUGUCUUCGCGUUUAUGCAGGGAAACACCCAAAUUACCUCGCAACCUACCACCUCUCUCGGCGGCGAAAACGGUCGACUUACAACUUCCUUCCGAACCCUCGUCCAGCAAGUCUUCACCGCACUCCUAGCAAGUACGGUAAAAUCCAACCAAACCACUACAGAGCGAACGGAUAUGUCAUUCCUUCGCAUCCUCCGCGCCUUCCUCACCAGAGCAGCAACCUGGUCCUCCUCACUCCUUGAGCUCCGCGCCGUCCUCGCAUCUGUCUUCUCAGCAUACUCCUACGAGAAAUCUCUCCUAACCCUCGCAAAUGGCAUGCUCGACCGCGAUCUCUUUGUUCACGUAGACGAAGUCACCCGACUCCGCCAACAAGGCUGGCGACCACGCGGGCACGUCUGCGAAAUCUGUCAUCUCCGAAUCUGGGGUCCUAGCGUUGGUGACGCCCAUUGGACCGCCUGGCAAGACCGCCAAGCAUAUUCACACUCGCGCCGCCUCACCCGCCGCACAGAGGAUGGCUACAAUCCCUCCGAGCGAGGGAAAGGCAAAGCCGCCGACGUAGGGAGUCAUCCGUCUCGUUUGGAUGCGCACGCCCAGCACCAUCAGCAUGAACAUGAACAUGACCUAGAACACGAGAAUGAAACUGCAGUGUCUCGGCCGGUUGGACCGAUUCCUCCAGAACCGGUGGUUGUGUUUUCAUGCCGACACCUUUUCCAUCGCAGAUGCGUGCUGAAAGCCAUCAGCUCGGGUGGACGACCUGAAACUGCGUUCCGGCGUGAUAAUUCUGAAAUGUUCUGUCCAGCUUGUACAUAG